AUGGAGAAUUAUGAAUGGCCUCCUACAACUCAUAAUGCGUCGCCCCAGAGUCAAACAUCGGUGGUACCAGGUGUCAACGAGGAGGAGCUGAGCAACACGACUGCUCCCAUUCGCGGUCCUAGUCGUGUGACCACGGCGGAGGAUUUUCAUUUGGAUGAUGGCGUCCAGAGUGGUCUCGGUAGCCUUCGCAUGUACUUGUCGCCAUUCUAUAUACCUUCCAUAUCCCCGCAUUUGGCCGAUCUGGAAACUCUCAGUUCUGGAAAUGAACAAGAAAUACUUUCAGAGACCACAUCUAGUCCUUUUCCACUAAUGGACAACGCCUCGAUGCCAUUGGUGCAGGGUUCUGUCGAUGAAUCGCUUCCAUCUACCUGGCCAAGCGCUCCUGAAUCGCUUUCGUUGCUACUAGCUCGCCAUAACGAAAUCAUGAACACAAUGGUGAACGAACAAGCACCGUCAGAAUCCGGCGAAAUACUCAAUCCAUCAAUUAUUCCAUUUAUGCCUUCUCUCGGUGAUGAUUAUCUUGGGUCGUUCCCACUGAAUAUCGAUCAAACUCAAAGUCAUGAAUACAUGUGUCGUCAUCCCAUCUGUAACGGGCGAGUUUUCACCCGUCGUGGAGAUCUCUACCGCCAUGAACGCAUUCAUCAGAUGCAACGCCCGUAUCCCUGUAAUUGGAUUGGCUGCAACCGUACCGGACAGAAUGGGUUCACUCGUCGCGACAAGCUUGCGGAGCACGAGCGGAAUGUGCAUGGGAUAGAUCGUCGAGCGAUAAAUGGCGUGUGGUUUUGA
Talaromyces proteolyticus is the source of this 786-nucleotide messenger RNA. RefSeq lists its product as uncharacterized. The transcript has 2 exons. Gene Ontology annotation, cellular component: nucleus. Lineage: Eukaryota; Fungi; Ascomycota; Eurotiomycetes; Eurotiales; Trichocomaceae. The coding region runs from base 1 to 786 and encodes 261 amino acids. Gene Ontology annotation, biological process: regulation of transcription by RNA polymerase II. The record is from RefSeq and is a predicted model, not a curated record. Gene Ontology annotation, molecular function: RNA polymerase II cis-regulatory region sequence-specific DNA binding; DNA-binding transcription factor activity, RNA polymerase II-specific.